UGUUGUGUUAUUUUAAUAAAAUCGGCCAAAAGGUAAAGAAAAGAAUGCUAGAAAAAUAUAAUUUAUUCAAUGAAUAUUCCAAAGAAAAUGUUUCUGUUCAAAUAUUAUCAAAAAAAUAUGGUGUGGAAAAACAAACAAACAAAAGUGAUGAAAGUGAAACUAAAAAGGCUAAGAAGAACAGACAAACUACUUCAAAAAGAUUCGCGUAAGAGAAAUAAAAUAUCUAUUUUUAUGGCCUACCUUUUUGCGCUGUUCAUAUCACAUGUAUCAGACUCUGCUACCCCCAAGCCCCACCUUACGAUCUAUGAACUUAUUUAUUCUACGGAGGAAAAUCUAUCACCGGGAUACUACUAUGACACACCGUCAAUUAGUACGUACACUUCAGAAGAUAACCCAGUAUCGUGGGAGGAAUACAGUGUGCGAGAAAAAACUAUGAGUCACCUACCCAAUGCAGCCAAAAAGCCGAUUCCCCCAUUGGUUCGUCUACCCACAAAUCACCACAGACAGCUUACAACCGUACUCGAAGCCAAGGCGCUAGACUUUUCCUUUCCAUCCGAGCAUGAGCGUCAUUCUGCUCUUUCCGAUGGCCGUUAUAAUCCAAUGAAUGUGUUGCCAGUUGACGUGGAUGCAUAUUCACCAAGCAAUGGGAAAACGCAAAUCUAUGUAACUAUCCCUCGUUUCGACAAAGGUCCGCCUUACAGUCUGGCACGUGUACGCAAUCCUGGCCCCAGACAUAGUGGUAUCCAACUCGAAGCUUACCCGGAUUAUUCCUGGCAUAGGUCAUAUGGUGCAGAUUGUGAUGGGUUAACAUCCGUUUAUCGUGUGAAGAUCGACGCAUGCAAUCGAAUGUGGAUAUUGGAUAGUGGGGAAAUCGGACGCAACCACACCUGCCCGCCACAAAUCGUUGUCUUUGAUAUCUCUACACACCGAAUGGUACAUCGUUACCGCUUACCCGGCACUGUAUUCGUGAGAAAUUACAGCCGCCUGAUAACCAUCGCCGUUGACAUCACCGACCCACCGCCAAAUGGAAAGUGUCUCAAAGCGUUUGCCUACAUAGCAGAUGCAACCUCGUUUGCGCUCAUCGUGUACGAUAUGAUACACGAAAAUUCAUGGAGAGUUGAAAACCGCUUUACGUACCCAAGUCCACUAUUCAGCACUCUGACUGUAGCGGGCGAAAGUUUCCAACUGUUGGAUGGCGUGUUUGGAAUAUCCAUAACACCAGAGGGCUUGGGGUUGCAACGAAUGCUGUAUUUCCACUCUGUAAGCAAUGAUAUCCAAGCAUCUGUUCCACUACAUGUAAUUAACAACGCCACAAACUUUCUAAUCCCUGACAUAUCGGCAUGCCUCGGCAAUUUUACUGAAGUUGGUAAACGGGGCAUCCAAUGCACCGUAUCAGAAAUGUCGCCACAAGGCUAUCUACUGUGCGGCUUCUUUGAUCCCAUAGCCUUGGUUGGCUGGGAUAUACGCACUUCAUAUACGGCCGAGCAUCGCUUCGUCCUGGCGGAGAACGCUGAAACCUUGCAGUUUAUAGGCGGACUAAAAAUUGCUCCUAAUGCGCAAGGCAAACUGGAAGUUUGGAUACUAUCCAACCGAGCUCAAAAAUUUUUCAGCGGUACCAAUAACUUUCAUGAGGUCAACUACCGCAUCUUGAAAUGUGGACUCGACGAAUUACUCUUAGGCUUGCCAUGUUGAAAAAAACCAAAUAUAACGUAAUUAGGUUAGAAA
This is a messenger RNA of Stomoxys calcitrans (stable fly), 1725 nucleotides long. RefSeq names its product protein yellow. Lineage: Eukaryota; Metazoa; Arthropoda; Insecta; Diptera; Muscidae. Gene Ontology annotation, cellular component: extracellular region. The record is from RefSeq and is a predicted model, not a curated record. Bases 70 to 1692 code for a protein of 540 amino acids. The transcript is spliced from 4 exons.